Molecule: messenger RNA, 965 nt
Organism: Scomber scombrus (Atlantic mackerel)
Lineage: Eukaryota; Metazoa; Chordata; Actinopteri; Scombriformes; Scombridae
Gene: aig1
Product: androgen-induced 1 (H. sapiens)
Cellular component (GO): membrane; endomembrane system
Source: RefSeq, a predicted model, not a curated record
GGUUGCAGGAGGACAUGCUAGGAGAGACAAGAGGGGGGUAAAGACAGGUACCACUAAGGAGCAGCAGCAGAGGUAGAUAAGGGGAGGGGGGGCAGAGACAGGUGCAACACAGGUAAACACACACAGAGACACACACACACAGAGAGAGAAGCAUCAUGGCGCUGAUCCCGUCUCAGGUCCUGCGGGUCGCCAUCCUGCUGUCUUAUUUCUCCAUCCUCUGCCACUACAAAGCUCUGGACAUGCCUGCUCACCAGACAUACGGAGGCAGCUGGAAGUUUCUGACCUUCAUCGACCUGGUGAUCCAGGCGGUGUUCUUCGGCCUGUGCGUGCUGAUCGACGUGUCCAGUCUACUGACUAAAGGAGGCGACAGCAGGGAGCAGGAGAGGCAGCUGAGGAAGCUGAUUGGCCUGAGGGACUGGAUGAUGGCCGUCCUGGCUUUCCCUGUCGGAGCGUUUGUGGUCUUUACGUUCUGGUCCCUCUACCUGUACGACAGAGAACUGGUCUACCCCAGACUACUGGACAACUUCAUCCCUCAGUGGCUCAACCACGGCAUGCAUCUCAUUGAUUUAAAUGUGAGUAGAGAAUUAGAGUUGGAGCCAAACUAAGCUUUUAUUUUCCUUUUAUUGUCGUUUUUUGUGCCUAAAGCUACGCAGUGUCAUCCGGCUUUGAUCGUGGACAGUGGAGAAAACAACACUAACACACACACACACACACACACACACACACACACACACACACACACACACACACUGUAUUCAUAAUCCUGCUUUUUACCGGUAUGAACUAUUUACCAAAGUGAAUGAAAUCCAUCAUAAAGCUUCUAUGAAACUACUGAACAUUAAUUAAUAUUGUGUUGAAAUAUGAUUACUAAUCAUCUAUAUGAGUCACGGUACAUGUACUACGGAACGGAGGAAAUAUUAGGUGUUGGUAUAUAAGUUCAAUAAAUAAAGAAUUUGAGUGGAAAA